Molecule: messenger RNA, 453 nt
Organism: Ordospora colligata OC4
Lineage: Eukaryota; Fungi; Microsporidia; Ordosporidae
Product: ubiquitin domain-containing protein
Exons: 1
Coding region: 1-453 (150 amino acids)
Biological process (GO): translation; modification-dependent protein catabolic process; protein ubiquitination
Cellular component (GO): cytoplasm; nucleus
Molecular function (GO): ubiquitin protein ligase binding; protein tag activity
Source: RefSeq, a predicted model, not a curated record
AUGCAGAUUUUUGUAAAGACAUUAACUGGAAAGACCAUAACGCUAGACGUGGAGUCAUCUGACACUGUUGAGAAUGUGAAGACGAAGAUCCAAGAUAAGGAGGGAAUUCCGCCAGAUCAGCAGCGCCUGAUUUUUGCAGGAAAGCAGCUUGAGGACGGAAGGACGCUGUCUGAUUAUAGUAUUCAGAAGGAGUCGACAUUGCAUCUUGUGCUGAGACUGAGAGGAGGAGCAAAGAAGAAGAAGACGUAUUUGACACCGAAGAAGCAGAAUCUGAGGAAGAAGAAACCGGCACUGUCAUGGCUGAGCAACUUCAGUGUUUCUGGAGACAAGGUGAAGGUUUGCGGAAUGCAAUGUGCACAGUGUGGGGUUGAGGUAUUUUGCAGACGGGUUGAAGGCGGAUAUGAGUGUGGGAAGUGUUAUGCUCGAUAUGAGAAGAGCGUUGCCAGCGAUUAA